Molecule: messenger RNA, 1785 nt
Organism: Girardinichthys multiradiatus
Lineage: Eukaryota; Metazoa; Chordata; Actinopteri; Cyprinodontiformes; Goodeidae
Gene: eif4e1c
Product: eukaryotic translation initiation factor 4E family member 1c
Exons: 7
Coding region: 232-849 (205 amino acids)
Biological process (GO): translational initiation
Cellular component (GO): cytoplasm; eukaryotic translation initiation factor 4F complex
Molecular function (GO): translation initiation factor activity; RNA 7-methylguanosine cap binding
Source: RefSeq, a predicted model, not a curated record
GAAAAUAACUGACUGAUGCGCACGGAGAGGCUUGUUAAGCAUGCGCUUUUUCAGUUAGAUUUAAUACUCAACGUUUCCAUGUUGAAAAUGAUGCUUGUAUUUAGUAUAAUAGACGGUGUUUCCCUUUAACAAUAUCGGCGUGGAUUAGCGUUAGCAUGCAGUGCAAUGUGCCUGACUUUGUCGGCAGGGAGGGACUGAUUGACUGAACGUCGUUCAUUCAUACUUCGCACAAUGAAAGCAGCUGAAACUGAAGAUCAACAGGCUGAUGGUCAGGUUGUUGCAAAUCCUGAGCAGUAUAUCAAACAUCCUUUGCAAAACAGAUGGGCCCUAUGGUAUUUCAAAAAUGACAAGAGCAAAAGUUGGACAGAGAACUUGCGUCUUAUUUCCAAGUUUGACACAGUUGAAGACUUUUGGGCGUUAUAUAACCACAUACAGCAACCAAGCAAACUUGGCUUUGGUUGUGAUUAUUGCUUAUUUAAGGAUGGGAUUAAGCCAAUGUGGGAAGAUGAGCGGAAUAAGCUGGGGGGUCGAUGGCUGAUGACUCUCAACAAGCAACAGCGGCACAAUGACCUCGAUCGCUACUGGAUGGAAACGCUCCUGUGUUUAGUGGGUGAGUCAUUUGACGAGGCAAGUGAAGAUGUGUGUGGAGCUGUGGUCAACGUCAGACCUAAAGGGGACAAAAUAUCCAUUUGGACAAGCAACUGCCAAAACAGGGAAGCCAUCAUGACGAUAGGGCAGCUUUACAAAGAGCGUCUGAACCUCCAUAUAAAAUCCCUGAUUGGCUACCAGUCACAUGACGACACGUCCAGUAAGAGCGGCUCCACCACCAAGAACAUGUACUCCGUUUGAAAAACCUUCCCCUGUUUCCACUUGCUGUAGAUUUAAACAAUUACCAGUCUGCAUCAUCACAUUAACUUUUUGAGUUAACUACUAUAGUGUACUUUUUUUCUUUUUUUUUUGCAAACAAAUAUUGUUCAUAGUGUGUACAGGAACCCGGCUGGGUGGAGAGUCUGGCUCAAGAUAUCUUAACUGAGCAAAAGAACAUAAAUGUUUUCCAUUUUAGAGUUGAGUUCUGUGAGUUAUAUAGUGACCUCCCAUAGCUAUGCAGAGAUGCUUUGUCAGUACUUAACUACUUUGAAAUGGGAAAGAAACCCCUUAACUUUUUAAGGCCUUAUUCUUUCCUGAUUCUGAGUUCUACAAGAAAAGAUUAUUGACACAUUUUCGUUACACAGAGAAAGUUUUAAGGACAGAUUUUAACUUGAUUUAUCCAGGAGCGUAGAGCAUGCAUCAGAAUGAAGAAUAAACAGUAUCUGAAAGGUUUGGAAAAGCUGUGGCCACACUCCAAAGUGGAAGGUUUUUAUUUAAGGCCACUUAUUAUUUCAGCCACGCUGGAAUUGUGGAAUACUGCUUGUAGUAUUUUUUGUUUUGUUUUGUUUUCUUCCAUUUACAUUUAUUUAUAAUGUAUGCAUUGCAGUUACUUAGUUGAAAAACACCAAUGAAACUUUUUUUUUUUUUUUUUUUUGGUUAAAGUUUUUAGUAAGGACUACUGCAUAUAGAUAACAUUUCACUUUGUUCCAUACAGUAAAAUGCUGACAGGUGUGCUUUUCACUGUUCUCUUCCUAACAGCAACUGUAGAUUAUGUCGCACUACUCUUGGUUAAUGCGAAAGAAAGAUGAUAUUCAUUGUGAAAUGAUUUUGCUCAUAAUGUAUCUUUAAUAUCUGUAAUUCCAGGAUGUAUAUUACCUUCUUUCAAGUAAAGGUUAAGUGCUUUGCAUUAAACCACAA